Molecule: messenger RNA, 5309 nt
Organism: Bombus huntii
Lineage: Eukaryota; Metazoa; Arthropoda; Insecta; Hymenoptera; Apidae
Exons: 13
Coding region: 266-4819 (1517 amino acids)
Source: RefSeq, a predicted model, not a curated record
GCGUGGUCCACGAUCCGGGCGAUCGUGGUCAGCCAGCAGUAGCAGCGGGCGCGUGCUAGUGUCGACAUCGGUGCUGCUCGUCCCUUUCCAGAUCCGUUACCUUCCACCUCCUCGUACGCUCACGGACCUCCGUGGAACAGGUACGGCCAGCCAGAAAGAGAACCGGUUCCUGUCGGCUGGUGGAAAGCGGCACGAGGCGGCGCGAGCUUAACCCGGCACACCGGAUUUCGUAUCGUCUGCGGCGGAUAUCGAACCCUAUCCGAGUAUGAGCACCUCGACGUUCGUGGGGAAUUCAGACGGCCUAGUGACAGACGAAGCAGAGGUUACGACGACGGUAAAUCUGACGAGUAGAGUCGGCCACGGGGUUUCUGGACUUUGUCCCGUGCCUCCUCCACCGCCACCACCACCUCCAGUGCCUGGUCAGGUGCCGGCCAUGAGGAUCAACACCAUCGAGGCACCGGUGACAAGAAGGCCGCAGAUGGCUAACAACGAUGUUUACGAACCACCAGCGGCUAUUCAGAACGCAAUGCUGACCAAGGAUAAGAAACCAUUCACGUAUACACCGGGAAUGGGUGGAAAAUUGGACCUUUCUCAAAUUCGAAGCCCACGAAUGGCACGCAGAGUGGCGAAGAAUGCGAACGACGAGGGAAUCGAGGGUCCGCCAAAAUCGGCGCUUGAACCGAAGCCGACACCAGCACAAAACACCGGGGCUAAUCUGUUUGUUCAGCCUCAAGUGGCGAUUCCUGUCUUUCCGACCAAUGUUCCGGUUCAACCGUCUGUCAAUAGAACGCCAUCUACACCUCCUGCCAAUAAGAUUCAACCUGCUACUCCAGAGAAGCAACCAGAAUCACCGAAACACGUGACCAAAGCAGAGACCAAAGUAACGCCCACGAUUGCAGUUCAGCCGAACACACCCGAGAGUCCGAGCACUCCGACUCAAGUGACUUUGACAAAGGCGCCAACUCCGUGGCUGCAGAAUAAGAACAAGCCACAGGAAGAAUUACCAGAGUGGGCGAAACGUUCGAGCGUGAACAAGCAGCAGAGCACGUCAUCGUCUUCGCCGGAUAGUCCAACGUCACCACCGGUUUACGCGCCUUCGAUUCAGCAAACACAGCAACAAUCACCACAAUGGCAACAAACCCAACAAAGACAGCAAUCGAUUCAACAGAGGCCGCAGUCUCAGCCGCUUCAACCAACACAACAGAGACCAUCGCAAAUUCAGCAACCGCAACAAUACCAAUACCAGCAGCCUCAGCAAUUCAAUCAGCAACAGAAACGUCCGUUCUCUAGUCCUUCUGCAACGCAACAGAUUCAUCCAACGCAGACGCAAGAACGCAUGAUACCAAUUCGCAUUGAGGAUAGGCCGUCUGUGUUCGACGUAAAACCAGAGCCUGGUCACCAUCAAUUCAAGCAAGCGAGUCCACAUCAUCAGCAGCGCUGGGGACAACCGACUCAGAAUCAGGUUCAAAAUCAGGUGCAGAAUCAAGUUCAGAGUCAAGUUCAGAAUCAGAUGCAGAAUCAAGUUCAGAAUCAGAUCCAGAAUCAGGUGCCUCAACAAUCGACAGGUGGCGCGUACAUUAUACCAAUUAUGAUCGAGGGAAGUGAUAAGAAGCCUGCUGGUGUAGCUACUUCGAAUACCUCGUACUCGCAACCGAUUCUUAGGAAUAACGCGUCUAAUGCUGAGAAUCAGAACCAGAAAGUGAUGGCGCAACGUAUUAUACCUGUGCAAGUUCAGCAAUCGGAUUCUGGUCCAGUUCAAUCUCGAUCGUUCAGAGUUCUUCAGAAGAUCACAGACACGGAUUCAACGAACGACGUGGACACUGAACAGAUGCGUAAACUUCAAUUGUCAGAGGACGAUAGGAUUCUGAUGAAUAAAUUCAAGGAACAAAUCGACAAUGAAUCUUCUCUUCAUCACGAGGAAGAUCCGAGAUAUCGUGGUGGUGCUAUACCCUCUCGAGCUUUCCGCUUCCUACAGACUAUGACGGAGUCCGGUGAUGCUCCUGCUGUGAACACAACGUCACGACCACCAUCCGCCAUAAACAAGAAGCAGAACAGGAAUUCAAAGACGUUUGAAGAAACGCAAGCGAACUUACCACCAAGCGAGCAACAGGUUCCAGAGCCAAAGAAAUACAUGGGCAGCGCGAUUCCCUCCAGAUCGUUCAGGAUAUUACAAGCGAUGACAGCGCCGGAGAGCGUCGCCACGCAAGAAAAUCGUCAAGCAGAUUACCACUGCCAAACAGAGAAUAACGUGCCGGGCAAUCAGCAGGGUGUCUUCCUCUCUCCCUGUCCUCCUCCAUUUUGGACCCCUGACAGUGGUUGGUGGGGUUACUACCCUCUUCCAUAUCCUGGUGUCGCGAACGAAUCUUACCCUUAUCAUCCUGAUAACACUGCCUAUGUAUACUUUCCUAUUUACAAUCAAAAUUACCCACUUUAUUCACCUUAUCCACAGUAUGAUCCGAUGAAUAAUAAAAACGCAUAUUCUGGUGUUUACCCACCUUACAUCGUCCCAGUUGCUCCACAGAACAAUAACAAUUGCAAUAACAAUUGUGAACAAGUCUGUGGCGAUGUGAUAGUAGCAAAAAUUCACUCAACGAAUAUUACAGAUAUUGCAGAUAUUGCAGAGAAUAUUCAGGAAAAUAAUGGAGGAAAUAAAGCACUGGAAAGUAAAAUUGCCAGGGAGAACGAUGAUAGUACAAAUGGUGUUCUGCAAUGGGAGAAGGUGAACAGCGUGUCACGAACUGCCAGCAACAAUAGCAAAGACAGUGACUGUACUACUGCGAUGAAUAUUACCGAUGAAGAGGAGAUUCCUGGUGAGAUAAUUGUGUCAGAAGUAGACGAGGAUAACAAGAAUUCUAACAGACCAGAGACGAAAUCUUGCCCCAAUGGAAGUCUCAAUGUCAACGUUCCAAAUUAUACCUACAUCGACACGAGUGACUCCAGCGACUCCACCGACACGGAAUCGCAAUCUGACAACGAGUCCAUCAUCGAAUCGUCUAAAGGUAGCAGUGAUUCUGAUGAUUCUUCUUCCGAUAGCGACGACUCUGAUUCUUAUUUAGCGUACUCUACGGGACUGAAUGCUCAUGGCAGGUUAGAAAAUGACGAUGAGAGGAAUCCGACUAAAAAUAGCUCGAGCAAAGAAUCUUGCAACGAGGACGAAAAUUCUGAAUCAUCCUGUAAGAACAAUGUCGAUUCUGGAGCAGAUGUUGAGCAACAAGUGGAGGACAACGUGGAGAAAACGCAGACCAGCACGUUUCCUCAUCAACUGAGCGUGAUUUACGAGGACGUCGAGCGUCCAGAUUCCGAGAGUCCUAGAGCCCGAGGGCCUAGAAGUGUGAAAGACUGGAACGAGACGCCUCUCGAAACCAUUGACGACCCUCCUGAUGAUACUGACGCGCCAACAGUCAGCGUGAGUCUGCCAUUGAGAUUUAAAUUUUCUGUAUCUGAAAAUAACGAAGAUGUGACCACAGUGAUCGUUGGAGACAGCACCAUCAAGCCUGAGAGAGGUUAUAGCAAGGAAGAAAGCAGAAAGUCGAAGGUCCAAGACAGUAGAAGUCAGAUGGAGAAGGCUAAUGAGGUUUCCGCGGAUUUUGUAGUGAAGAAUGACACUACUGUGGAUUUUGUAGUUAAAAAGAAGAGCUUCGACAGCAAACAAAAGGACAGGGAUCAUUCUAAUGAAAGGACGAAGGAGGAAACGACGGAAAGUAAGGUGAAAGAGGACGAAGAUCCUGUAGUACCCCAUGUGAAUUUUACUUUGAGGAAGAUUCCUACUAGGUUUGGUAAAAUCAAUUGCGAAGAGACUGUGGAGACAGAGUUCACGAUUAGGAGAAAGACGAGCGUGAAAAAGGAAGAGGAUAGGACGAACAAGGGUCAAGAAGAACGCGCUAAUAUGAAAAGUAACGAUGAUUCUGUGACCAGAGAGAAUAAAGAAAAUAAUUGCACUCACGUUGCGACAGCGAAGGACAUUGGUUCAGAGACGCGCGACUUCAACAGAAACAUCCUGAAACCUGAAGUGAUCGUCUCUGAGUUUAACUUGGCAGAGGAAUCUUCGCAACACAACAAGGAGUCUUCUGACAAGUUACAAAGUACAGACUCGAAGAUGAAACGAGUGGAUAAGUCUGAAGGAAACAGUGACCUGUUAAAAAAAGGCAAAGACGAGGUAGGUAUUGAAGAGAAAAGAAGCAAGGAGUCGAAGCACCUGUUGAGCGUGCAGAAUUCCCGAGAAGAGACGGACGACGAAGACAGUGGCGUCACUUCGGACAUGAGUCGCAUGAUCUCCGAAGUGGAUACAGAUUCGGAAUGCACCUCGUCGAAAAACAUGAGAAAGUAUCAGAGGACUCAGACUCACUCGAGAUUGUUCAGGCUUCUAAACGACGACUCGAUCCUCCUAGAAGAUACAGAGAAAACCAAUGAAUCUUCUUCGACUGAAGAAUACCUUAACCUACCUCUGAAGAGCAACGCCUUCAAUUACGACGAGAAUUAUUGUUCCAAUUACUCUAGCGGCGUGACAUCUCCAGAAUAUUCGCCAAUUUGCGAACAAUCGUGGAAGAGACUUCACGACGCGGACAAUUCCAGGUUACCGGACCAAAAUGGCGACGUGUUACGUCAAGGUCGACAAGAUCGAAUUUCCUGCAAGGAAGACCCGUACUAUCAAGCUUGGAAAACUCCCAAACCUCCGGCACCAUCGGUGGAUCACGACGUGGUGCCAUCGUUGGCUUUCAAGGUCCUGGAAAGUAGAAGGCCAUUAUGGUCGUACAAGGUCCCGAUGCAACGGAUUACUGAGCAAGGACGAGUGCCUCCAUCAGAAACAUGGCAUUGCUAGUGUGUUUUCUUUUCUUUCUUUUUUUUAUUUUUUAUUUUGUUUACGACGACUCGUCGCGGUUCGUUUUAACACGACAACCAUCGAUACCACAGGACUGCUGCUGAGAUCUUCCCAAGUCACCUCACUGUAUUUGUUGCCCCGUAUAGGUUUCGUCUUGUCCCUUCCGCCAUUCUCUUUAUUUUACUCCUUCUUCUCCCUUAAUCCCACGGUGUGCGCAUAUUGUUAGAAGACGAAGAACUUUCGAGAGAUCGAUCGGUCGUUCGAACGAUCGACAACUAACGACAUUCACUGAAACGAAUCACGUGACUGGUUUUUCGAUUUCAAAAUUGAAAAUAAUCGUCACCUGGUCGCGGUGAUUUCCUGUUUCGCCAUCUUCGAUAAAAAGGAAUCAACGCGAAGUGUAUUCGUGUCGAAUACCAUCACGUUACCUCGAUCAAUCAUUGUGCUAUAUUUAUGUAAGUUGUGUAAAAUAAAUUAUUUGUAAAGUUCA